UCAUUCUGGGCGAAAAUUGUCAGUGAAUCGAAAUUAACAGAAAUUUCGGAAAUUCCGCUAGUUCAACACAAUUUAAAACAACCUAAAAUUGUCAGUGAAAACAGGGGAACAAAGGGAUAAAAGUUCGUACCGUGUGCGUGUGAUAAAAGUUCCCUCUGUGUGUGUGUGUGGGUCUGUGAGAGUGUGUGCGCGCAAAAAGAAUAGAGAAAGCAAAGCAUCCCGAAGGAGUGGCACACAAAGUGUUUGCAUAACUUAACUCGCGAUAACCACCCACCAAUAACUUGAUUAAAUUCCCCGAAAUCUCGACGAAGGCGCGGACUGAAGAAAUGGAUACGCGGAAAGGACAUCCACGGUGGUGAAUUUUCAGUGUGGCGCUUGUCAAUUGAGGCGUGGUCGCGCCAAUCCAUUUUGUCAUGGAUUCCGUCCAGACAGCCCAGUGUAUCGUGUGUUCCGUCGUCGUUUGCGUCCUGCUCAUCAUCGCGGGCUUUGUCAUAUUCAUCCUCAGUGUGUUUGCCUUUGCACCCCUCGUGGAUAAGAUGCAGCUCCGCCUUAUAGAGAUCAAUGUGACCACCACGGAGAGGGAUCCCAUUCUCGAUUACGACUAUGGUUGAGCUGGAGGCAACACUUUCCCUGGACUUGUUCCCUUUUUGAUUGAAGAUUUCUCAUGAUAUUCUGCCAAAGGAUUGACUUUAUACUCAUUAUAAAUAUACUAUUUUCCGUGUAGGUCAAUUAGUGGAUGAGUUAUAAAUACACGUGCAUAAUAUUUUAAUA
Drosophila sechellia is the source of this 771-nucleotide messenger RNA. RefSeq lists its product as uncharacterized. The transcript is spliced from 2 exons. The coding region runs from base 414 to 611 and encodes 65 amino acids. NCBI's taxonomy places the organism in Eukaryota, Metazoa, Arthropoda, Insecta, Diptera, Drosophilidae. The record is from RefSeq and is a predicted model, not a curated record.